AUGUUGGAUUCACAAUACAAUGCACAUAUAGGCGACUUUGGCCUUGCGAGGCUACUUCAAAACAAAGCCUUGGUCACAACCAGGAUAGCAGGGACACCAGGGUAUUUGGCGCCAGAGGUUAGCUUCACUGGUAGGGCUACCCCAGAGUCUGAUGUUUACAACUUUGGAAUGGUGGUUUUGGAAGUGGUUUGUGGGAAGAGAUCAAAAGGCAUCAUGUAUGAGAAUAGUUUAGUGGAUAGCGUAUGGACGUUAUACGAAAAGGUUGUCGAUGUAUUGCUCGAUUGCGUGGAUAGAUUGCUUGAAGGGAAAUUUGAUGAGGAGGAAGUGAAGAGGAGUUUGAUUGUAGGGCUUGCUUGUUUGCAUCCAAAUUUUAUGCUUCGGCCUCGGAUGAGAAAGGUGGUUCAAGUUUUCAUGAAUCCUAAUAAGCCUCCCUUGAAUUUGUCCGAAUCGCAGCCUAAUUUGGAAUUUGGUGAGGAACCAAACCCGAAACGAAGUGAAACAAACAGAACAAAACAGAAUAAGCACAGCAGACACAGCAACAGGGAGGCAGACUUUUGCAUACAUGAACCUAAGCCAAACCAAUUCAAAAAGCAAACUCCUCCAAUACAGCAGCAGACCACCAAACUGCAGACUGCAGCAGCAAAAAACAAAGGAACAAGUGCUCAGACCAUCAACCAAUUCAACCAACCAAGUGCCAAACAACCAAAUGCCAACUUCAGCAACCAAGUGCUAGACCACCAACCAAAAACCGACAGCAAACCAGUGCUAGCUAGAAACACAGCAGGUUAUGGUUGA
Camellia sinensis is the source of this 795-nucleotide messenger RNA. NCBI's taxonomy places the organism in Eukaryota, Viridiplantae, Streptophyta, Magnoliopsida, Ericales, Theaceae. The record is from RefSeq and is a predicted model, not a curated record.